AUGGCAGACCUCAAAAAUUGUGAGACCGGCACCCGUCAAAGAAACCUCCUUAUGAGGAGUAACACUCACUCGGAUCUCCUGAAAUUCAAAGGAGCUAAGCAGGAAUUGCAGAAGAUUUUCUCUGAAAUAGAGGCUUAUGUAACCGACUGUAAACAGUUUUUCAAAGAAAAGCUAUCAGAGGAGGCUGGGAAACGUCUCUCUCCUGCCCUUGAACAAUCCUCCAGAACUGACUUGGAGCCAUAUUUUGAACGAGUGAAACAAAUUCAGUCUAUCAUUUCGCGUAAUUUUUUUUUGAAUCAACUUAGAACAUCAAAUGGUAAAAGCACGGUCAUAAACGCAAUGCUUGGAUCGCGAAUCCUGCCUUCCGGCAUCGGACACACAACGAGCUGUUUUGUCCAAGUUCAAGGCACUAAUCAAAGUCAAGGAUUUUUACAGCAAGAAUCCAUUUCGUGCUCCGAGUCAGGCGUGGAGACUCAAACUUUAUCAGAACCUCAACCGAUAGAAUCGGUCAGUCAUUUGGCUCAUUCGUUGAGCUCGGCCAAGAUGGCCAGUGAUGCGCUCAUAUACCUCUUUUGGCCGAGCUCCAGCUGCCAUCUGCUGAGAGAGGACGUGGUCCUAUUAGACAGCCCUGGAGUGAAUGUAGAUCCUGAUAUGGACGCGUGGAUCGAUAGGCACUGUCUCGACGCUGACGUUUUCAUCCUCGUUGCUAAUGCCGAAUCAACUCUAAUGCAAGCUGAAAAGGACUUCUUCUACCGUGUCAGUAGCAGAAUCUCAAAGCCAAACAUUUUCAUCCUAAACAAUCGAUGGGACGCCUCCGCUGGUGAAGCCGAAUUAGCCGACCAGGUGCCUCUUUUUUCCCAUUUUUCACUGGUUAUAUUUUUGAAUGCUAAGAUUCCCAUUCCAUUUUCUGUCCUAUACGCAUCGUUUUCUUUUAAAGCACAUUUCUCUCGGCAAAAUAAAUUUACGCUCUUAUGUUUGUACGAUCCGCGUCUGGCACUUUUUCGUCUGGUUUUGAUUAAAUGCAGUUGGCUUACAAUUAAGGUAACCAUGUAG
Molecule: messenger RNA, 1053 nt
Organism: Hydatigera taeniaeformis
Lineage: Eukaryota; Metazoa; Platyhelminthes; Cestoda; Cyclophyllidea; Taeniidae
Source: the annotation of a GenBank genome assembly